GUCCCGCCCUCCUCCUUCCUUCUUCUUCGGUGCUCCUCCGCCGGCUCCUUCGUCCUCCUCCAGGUUCUUCUUCACCAUGGGCUUCGGUGACCUGAAAUCCUCCUCCGGACUCAAAGUCCUCAAUGACUUCCUGUCGGACCGCAGCUACAUAGAAGGGUUCGUCCCCUCUCAGGCUGACGUGGUGGUCUUUGACGCUGUGACGACCCCGCCCCCCGCUGACCUGUGCCACGCCCUCCGCUGGUUCAGACACAUCCAGUCCUAUCAGAACCAGAAGAACAGUCUUCCAGGUGUGCAGAAGCCUCUGGGUCAGUACGGUCCUGCAGGUGUGGCCGACACCACCUCAAGCUCCGCCCCCGCCGCCGCAGAGGACGAUGACGACUUCGACCUGUUUGGCUCUGACGAGGAGGAGGAUGCGGAGGCGGCCCGUCUGAAGGAGGAGCGUCUUGCAGCGUACGCCGCUAAAAAGGCCAAGAAGCCCGCCGUCAUCGCUAAGUCGUCCAUCCUGUUGGAUGUGAAGCCGUGGGACGAUGAGACGGACAUGGUCAAACUGGAGGAGUGUGUGCGGAGCAUCCAGAUGGACGGGCUGGUGUGGGGACAGUCCAAACUGGUCCCAGUGGGUUAUGGCAUUAAGAAGCUGCAGAUCGGCUGUGUUGUGGAAGACGACAAGGUGGGCACAGACGUCCUGGAGGAGCAGAUCACAGCCUUCGAGGACUACGUCCAGUCCAUGGACGUGGCCGCCUUCAAUAAAAUCUGAAACUCCUCAAACUAAUAAAAGAGCACUUGAGUUA
Molecule: messenger RNA, 788 nt
Organism: Sphaeramia orbicularis (orbiculate cardinalfish)
Lineage: Eukaryota; Metazoa; Chordata; Actinopteri; Kurtiformes; Apogonidae
Gene: eef1b2
Product: eukaryotic translation elongation factor 1 beta 2
Exons: 7
Coding region: 77-754 (225 amino acids)
Biological process (GO): translational elongation
Cellular component (GO): eukaryotic translation elongation factor 1 complex; cytosol
Molecular function (GO): guanyl-nucleotide exchange factor activity; translation elongation factor activity
Source: RefSeq, a predicted model, not a curated record